AUGGAGUCUAAAGAUGAUAUUCUUCCGGAGAUCUCACCUCUCGUGGAAACACCGGACUCGGAAGUGAAAUCGGUCAAUGGUGACAGUACUGUUCACGAACUGGGAGAAGAUUCAACCAUCUUCGCUGCUUUCAAAAGAUGGCUCGAUGAUUUGCUUUGGAAGAAGAGUCUUCCCCCUCCGGCCCAGGGACAUGUUGAUGGAUGGCCGGAGCCGCUGUUGGCCAAUUGUGACAGUAACGAAUUGACGCCUCACUAUGGCUUGCAGGAUUCGCAAUGGGAACAACUGUCGGGACGCUCAUCACAUCUGGGGGUAGUCAAAACAGCGAGCUACACUAACCAGAGUGUUGGAAGAUCAAGGGGCAAUACUCAAAGCACCACUAAUCAGAGCCUAUAUUCGGGCGCACGAGACUCAAUAGACGGUAUUGAGCCCAUCCUGAGCUCUUCGAUAUCUGAGACAAUAAUUGUCCGCGCACUCGAGAGGCGUCAAAAGCUUAGGGAGAUCAUCAGUACGGAGGCUGAUUACGUAUUUGGAAUGAAAGCUCUUGCUGAUGUGCUUCAGAUUUGCUCUGUGCGACCUCAGAUAUAUCGCAAUGUUCAAAAAAUCCGCGAAAUACAUCAAACCUUCCUGGAAAAGGCUCGUGCCGUGAACCCACAAUGCGUCUCUGCUGCUUCUGAAAUCGAUAGGCUGUUUCCUCAAGGAGUUUCCAGAGGCGUGCAGGCAAUUGACUCCAACCGCUUCAAGAGCCUUCACAGGAGAUCACUAAGGAGGCAGGGCCUCAAGGCAUCAAUCACUGCUCGCGUCAACGCGCUGGGUGCACAAGGCUCGGAGGCCUCCGAAAUCGCGCAAGAAAUCGCGAACAUGUCCCUAUCAUUCACCUUAUAUGAAGAUUUUUGCCGCAACUACGAGAUACUAAUGCAGGAUGUCACUCUGCUGAAGAGGUCAGUACCAGACUGGGAGACCUUUGAGGCUGGCAUCGAGGCUCUUUCAAAGUCUGUUACAUCCUUGGAAAAUAAGCCAUUAAAAGAUAAUCGAUCAAUGUCAUUGAACGAUCUCCUGAUAAAGCCAGUCCAGCGCCUUUGUAAGUACGGAUUGUUCCUGCAGGAGCUUCUAAAAUGCACGCCCAUCCACGAUGACCCGGCAUCGCAUGGUAAAAUCAAGGAAGUUCAUGAGGCCAUUCAUCCCAUACUUGAUCGAGUUGACGAGGCUACCGGAAAUCCAAAUAAAAAAGAUCUCAUUGACAAGACCAUGAUGCUAGCAGAGAGAUUGAAAUUACCUAAAUCUGGUAAACUACACGACAUCUACCGGCAGUUGGGUCCGAUGACUCUUUGCGGUGUCCUCCAUGCGACGUAUCAACAAUCGAACUAUGUGGCAGGCGAAUAUAUGGUCUGCAUUCUGUUUGACAGUUAUCUUGUACUUGCCAGUACAGGAUUUGGCCGUCCGAAACUCCAGGCUGUGGCAUGCUUAUACAUCAGUGAUGUGAGGAUUGACACCUUACGUAACGGAAUAGGACUAUGCUGCUACGGGUGUCUAUUCUCAUGGAAGCUCCUCUUCGAGCAUGGUAACGGCAAAUUCGAGGUGGUUCUGAGCGCUUCAUCGGCGAAUGAAGAAAAGCAAUGGAAGACAGAGAUACUCAAAGCGGCUGCGGCAUUGAGCAAGAUGUCUACAGAUGUACCGUUAGAACCGGAGCCGCGAGAAUACUCCUUCCUUACUCUUGAAGUGCUGCCAUUAGACUGUGACCCACGUCUAGCACCUGUGUUAUCCCGAACUCCUUCCGUCCAUUCGAUGGCGACUUCGGUGAGAAAGACGAAUAUGAAGCAUGUCAUGAUCCAAAAGACGCACAUGCCAGGAGCGACAGCAGCUGAGAUGAAUGGAGAAAUUGAACGUCCUCUGCUGAUUCCCCAGACCGAAGUAGUGGUCCUGACAACCCGAAGACAAGACCGGGUUGACUUGGAAGAUCUCAUUUCCGACAUCUACACACGGAGCUCGCUUCCAUUUCCUGGAAUGGAGUUGACCACCGGCAAUAAACUACGCAGACCGGGCACAAUAAUAAAGCGACUCGUAUAUGGGGCAAGUAUAUCACGACGUUCCAGCUCUGGAGCUCUUCCGACUGCCAGGCGGUCCGCUACUGAGCUUUAUCCUUCAACGAGGAGUAUCAAAGAUGGACAGAGUAUCUCUAGUGAAAAAGGCAGAUGCGAUCAAUCCCGACCUGGGUCCGAAUUUGAUGAUGAGAGGGGGGAGUCCACGGUGAAGGACAGCAUUGAAACCAUUCAGCGCAUUGAAGGGGUCAAGUUUGAGGGCAAUCCCAAGUGUGCCUCCAAUGAUGAUCUGACUUUGCGAGGUAAGGGACUCUCCGACCAACUCGCUAGGAUGUCAGUCCGAGGCUUCAUCAAUUCGAUAUCUCAGGGGAGGUCUAAGAGACGAUCGCGGCUUGGGUUGAGUAUGGAUAGUGGACUGUGA
Aspergillus clavatus NRRL 1 is the source of this 2457-nucleotide messenger RNA. Its product is annotated as putative Rho guanyl nucleotide exchange factor. Gene Ontology annotation, molecular function: guanyl-nucleotide exchange factor activity. Gene Ontology annotation, biological process: intracellular signal transduction. The transcript is spliced from 6 exons. NCBI's taxonomy places the organism in Eukaryota, Fungi, Ascomycota, Eurotiomycetes, Eurotiales, Aspergillaceae. The record is from RefSeq and is a predicted model, not a curated record. The coding region runs from base 1 to 2457 and encodes 818 amino acids.